GGCUAUCGAGACCUGCGAUCCUAGACGUGGGUAGCGCUUUCAUUUCGCCGCCUUAUAACGGAGUGGUGGACUUAUACACAGGUGUGUGAGGCCAAUACAUACAGGUAGAUCUACCUACAGACUUGAAACAUAUACAGUACUUAGAAUCAUCUUAUAUCGUACAGUAUAUCAAUAUAUACCGUCCGUGUGACAGAUGCCGGUUAGAUAUACCCUGUGUGUCUCGCUAUAGAAGGAAGUGUACCCGGGAUAUUAUAGCCCUGAGGAAUUCUGUUGCUGAGGCUGGAGUCAGUAAGACAGCUGGAAUAUACCAGGUUACACGUUCUGGUUGAGAUGAACUUCUGACGGAAACUUCUUCCCUCUAAGAAUUCCUACUGUCAUGGCGGCCGCAUCUGACAACAUUGAUAUCUCGCGGGAGAUCUCGUUGUGUAGUUUGUGUAACGAGACUUUCAAAUCCCCAAAAGUGCUGACGUGUUUGCACAGUUUUUGUACGACUUGUCUUGAAGAUCACAUAGGUAAAUCCCUAGUACAGAAUGGACAGCGGUAUUUUCCCUGUCCGACAUGUGAAGGUGAAGUCGACAUGCCGUCGGACGCUUUACCAGGGAAUUAUGCAAAUGCAUUUAAUGAAGACCGCUUUAUGGAGAAACUCGUAGAACUUAUAAACGCAAUGAAAGAAGGAAAACUGUGUGAUAACUGUGAGAGGAGGGAGGAAAAUGUAACAGCCGGAAAUUGGUGUAUGGACUGCCAUGAUGCUUUGUGUGACUCGUGCUUGAAGGUUCACACACACGGAAAGUUCACUUCCGGUCACGUGGUUAUUGCGGUUGAAGACAUGCGCAAAAUGCCUUUAGAGACAAUAAUGAAAAAGAACAAUAAGAUUCCAUGUAUGAAACAUAACGAAAUAAUCACGUUAUACUGUGUGGACUGCCGGGAUCCGCUCUGUGUCCAGUGUAUGGCUGUGUCACAUCGACGCUGUGAAAACGUUGUCACGGUAACGGACGCCAUGUCGUCAAGCACAGAUGUGCAAGACGUUAUCGGAAAACUUCAGAACAUGCAGGCAUCGCUGGAGAACGCAAACGGCCUCGGGGACAUGGAAGGUGUGUUGGAGGAGAGCAUUGAGGCUUCACGGAGCAAGAUUAUGGCGAUUUGUAACGAACUUUGUGAAAAGGUUAGAAAGGAACAGGUGAAUUUGUUGAAGGUCCUUGAUAAUAAAGCGGAACAGGCUAGAGGCGCUCUUCGCCAAAAAAUCGAACCCAAGAAAAUGGGCGCUAAAGCCAUCCGUUCUGCAAAUGAAAGGAUGAAGAUGCUGACCCGUUACGGAAGUGACGUAGAAGUGUUGUUAGCCUAUAAUCAAAUCCGGAAACAGUUCGAUUCCAGUCAGGGAGAUUUGGAAAGUCUUGGUUCUAAAGAAGCUGCUGUUAAAUUAGACUUCGAAGUUAACGAAACAAUGGAAAAAUUCGUGAAGGAAUUCGAAAAUGUAGGGGAGGUUACUCUAGACGAGGGUGAUAGCACCGAGGGACUGUCGUCAUGGGGAGUCACGUGCACUACAACUGAGGACAUCAUUGUGACUGACUGCAAAAACAAGAGGAUCCAGAAGUUCAGCAAGUUUGGUGAUCUGGUUGACUACGUACAACUGGAGGACGAACCACGUGACAUAACCACGUGCGGACACAACGACUACGUUGCCAUUACGAUGGUUGGGAAAUUGAUUAUUUACCUAACAACCAAGAAGACAAUGCAACUGAUAAAACGGGCGAAAACCGAGAAACAAUACGACGGCAUUUCCUACUCCGACAGAGAGGCUGUUCUGUUAGUGACGUCAUUGAAGGAACAAUGUGUGGACAAAAUUCAAAUGGACGGCACAAUUCUCCGAACAUUCCAAAACAAACCGGAUGGAUUGCUGAGGUUCGUGGAACCUCGGUACAUUUCGGCAUCUCCCGAUAAAUCUAUUGUCGUUUCGGAUGUGGAGGGGAAUGAGGUGAUGUGCUUUACACACGACGGAAAGCCGCUGUAUAAAUACACGCCAAACGGUUCAAACACUGUCAAAAGACCACAGGGGGUCUGCUUCGAUAAACUUGGAAAUUUGUUCAUAGCGGAUUACGGAAACAAUCGAGUUCAGCUCUUGACCAAUGAGGGCGAGUUCCAGCGUCACGUGCUUGGAGAAGAGACUGGAUUAGAGCGUCCUGUAGCAUUGCGACUCAGCAACAGUAGCAGAAUGAUCAUCGUCCAGGGAGACGGGAUGGUCAAGGUGUUUAGCUACUCCUAACUCGUGUGUCACAGACGAAAUGGUCAAGGUGGUCAUUUACUCCUAACUCGUAAAAAUCUGGUAACAUUCGGUAAUUAUACUCGGUUAUUCACAGAGUGCCUUGAAAAGAAAGGCGUGGAGGAGUGUACAAGUUAUGUCCCUUUACACGGAGCAAUAUACACGAUGUUGAACCUGCCAAUACAGGGGCAGCAACACCAUCAGAAUCGCUCUGUCACGGAGCCCGGGUGCUUACAUGUAGCCCGGAUGCAUAGCUUACAUAUAUAGCCCGGAUGUAUAAAUCGUAUAUAUAGCCCGGAUGUUGGAAAGAACUACAUGUAUUUAAGAAUAUAUAAUCUGCAUAUUGUCAAUGUAGACUUGAUACCAAUUUCCCAUCCAUACAUUUAGAACUAAAUUAUGGUAUUUUCCUUAUUAAAGUGGGAUGCUAGUUGCCAGUCUGUAUCAUACGAUUAUCAUAUCGUCAAAUAACACAUAUACUUGCCAUCAAUAAAGUAACAACUGAUUAAUGUCACAGCUUUGAAUGUCCGUCCGUUUCUUUACUCUGAUGUUACGAUAUUAAGUAAGAGGGAACUUCGCUUGUUAUAUAUGUGAUAUAUGUAUAUAAAAAAGGAACUGUAUCAUUUUCUGUGUACAUUAACAAAAGCCAGUUUCAUUAUAACUAGUUACAUAUCAUCGAAAAGGGAGAUUAAUCAUUGAGAAAUCUAAAACAAGGUCAAAAUGUAUGAUGACGUCAUGACAUUGUAUAAUAUAAUAAUCGGAUUUGAUUUGUAAAACGUACAAAUUUAUCAUAACAGUUGUAGCCAAAAUAUUGGAUUAUCUAAAUGUUUACACCACAUCAUUGUAUUAUUGUUUAGACAUCAUACUUUGUGUUUAUAAAGGGCAUUCUUAGGGUUGGACGCCAGCAGGAUGUCUAUAUCACCGAUCAAUUUAUAUGAUUGAAUAUAUUUCAUGGUAGCGUCCGGCACGGACAGAUUUCCUGGACAAUUGUUAUUAAGAUAUCUCAGACAGACUGAUAAAGUCAGAUGUAAACCCCGCCAGGUGGUUGUGGUGCCCGGAUGUACAUGGAUAUCCCAUCAGCCAGUUGCCAUAUGGUGCCCGGAUUUAAACCCCGUCAGUCGGUCGUUAUGCGAUGCCCGGACGUCAACCCCGCCAGUUGUUUGAUAUGUGGUGCCCGGAUGUAAGCCCCGUCAGCUGGUUGUUACGCGGUGCCCGGAUGUAAGCCCUAUCAGCUGGUUACGUGAUGCCCGGAUGUAAGCCCAGUCAGCUGGUUGUUACGUGGCUCUCGGAUGUAAACCUCGUCAGAUGGUGGUUACGCAGUGCCCGGAUGUAAGCCCCGUCAGCUGGUUGUUAUGGUGAUCAUAGUUUUAUUAAUGUUACUAUAUAUCUGUCUUUGUUUAUGUACACAUUCCGUCCAUUAUUUAAUGUUAUAGAGUAUUAUACUUGUUACUGCACAUGAUAUUUUAGCUUUUAUAAACACAAACCGUCCAGUGUCGCCGACCACAGGUUUCGUCACAGUUUAUUGUGUGUUUACCUGAAUUUAGUAUACACACAUUUAUAGAGUGUGACAGGUCCCUGUGGCCAGUUGACACAAACAUGUCAAGUUGUUGAUUCACGAUGGAUUUCGUUGAUAUUCUUAGGACAAGGCAUAUUUAUUUCAGAAUCGACUAGAUAUCUUAUUUUAUAGAGGAUGUAUGUAUUUGUUUAUCUGCAAAGUUGUAUUUAUUUAUUUGUUUUUUGUCUUGCUCUUUCUUUUUGUCUGUCUAUCAAUAAUACAAAAACUCUAAUAUUUCACUGCCACUGUGGCUGUGUAAAGAAGUCAGUCGUAAAUGUAUACUACCUACCCAACAGUCAGUCUUACAUGUAUACUACCUACCCAACAGUCAGUCUUACAUGUAUACUACCUACCCAACAGUCAGUCUUACAUGUAUACUACCUACCCAACAGUCAGUCUUACAUGUAUACUACCUACCCAACAGUCAGUCUUACAUGUAUACUACCUACCCAACAGUCGGUCGUAAAUAUAUACUACCUACCCAACAGUCGGUCGUAAAUGUAUACUACCUACCCAACAGUCGGUCGUAAAUAUAUACUACAUUGUGUACCUACCCAACAGUCAGUCUUACAUGUAUACUACCUACCCAACAGUCAGACGUAAAUGUAUACUACCUACCCAACAGAGAAAAUAUCCAUAGCCUUAACUAUUUGUCUACCUUCUAUUUCAUCCGCCGCGAUAAACUUUUUUAACUUUCGAAAUUAUUGGAAUCAUUAAGACUUUUGAUAAGUUUGAUAUGGAUCACGAACGACAACUCUGGGUUUAUAAUCAGAGUAACGUAGUGAUGAUUGGCUAGGUUGUAAUAUCGUGAUCUAAUUAUAAAAAUAACAAGUACUACAUCUCGCGUGGGUAUGAGUUUUUAACAUAAAUCGAAGUAAAUAUUUACAUUUCUCUGAUAUUUUAAAUUAAUAAGGGUCGUCAUAACCUUCCCCGAGUAACCAUGUUGCACCCCAUUAUAGGAGUAUAUUGGAGUUAAAACAACUCAGCUUACUAAACUUAUAAUUACUUAUGUAGUUUUCGUUUUUUCCCACUUUUUACGGAAAUAGAAUAAUAACAAAUAAUAAAAUCAUCUUUUUACCAAAGGAUAUGUAUGUGUGCCUUACCGUUAGAUAAUCUGUAAUCAUACAUAUGAGCGUCAUAUACGGACGACUACUCGGUACUAAGAGUUAAACAAUAAGACAAUAAUCUUAUCGUCCCUCUAAUUCGAGCAUACAUGUACUUUUGUGACCAUUGUAUUUUUCUUUUUUCUUUUCCUUUUUUUUUUUUUAUUAUUAUUUAAACAUAUUUUAUUGUAUCAUAAAUAUACCAUGGGAUCGGGUACAAGCUUUCCAACCUAUAUAAAGCCCUUUCCCAAAAAAAGUAUACAAGAAAAUAUUUACACAAGAUGUUGACAAUUUCAUUUCCAUAAAUACAUUAUGUCGACCAUAUCAAACCUUUCAUGUGUUGUACAUACUUAUUGUAUGUCGUAUAUUGAACAAGAUUCUCCUCAAAUUCAUUUUUAUUUUAUUCAUGGCAUAAAAAACGAAACCAUUUUAGAGUAGUUUCUUACUUCUGCGAGAAAAUGAUUAUUUCUUUGCUGAUUUCGUACAAUGAGAACAGUCAAGGUUCUUUUGAGGAUCACUUUGUAGUAGCUGGUGACUACAUCACCAAACAACACGCGAACAAAUUAAUCUUUAUAGAAACAAACCUGUAUACAUCAUUUCAAUGUUGUAUCAGCGGAAUUAUAUCUCGAUAUUAUUUUAUUAAGUCUUUCCGGAAAUUUAUAAACAACAUGAUGAAUGAUGUCAACACAACACAAACUAAAGUAUUCCUUUGGAAAAUUAAUUAAUAAGAAUUAAUUAAUUAAUUGACAGGUACUGGAAGCAUGGGGAUGAUUUGGCAUCACGUCGACCAAUCAUUAAAGUUAUUUUUUUUACCAGUUUUACAUUAUGAAUUGUGCUUUUAAAGUGAGAAAGAAAAUCUGGGUUUAAUCACUUCAAGGGAGAUAACAUAGCUGUUCUUACUGUUGUCUGAUUUGAUUCUGAAAUCUAGAGCGAGCGACUGUUUGUGAACAUGUUUAAGUGAAACUUUAAUGAUUUUUUUACCUCGGUAUCAUUUCACAUAAUACAAUACCAACAAUAUAUCAGUAUUUAGAAAAAAAAUAAUGUGAAUCUGUCUCCAAAUUUAAAUGUUUCCCCAUCAUGAUGUACCUACCGUCUAUAUCAACAAUACGGUGUGCUUACCCCUGUAUACCCGCGUGCUACACAAUAAACAGAAUAACAAUCUC
Molecule: messenger RNA, 6075 nt
Organism: Pecten maximus
Lineage: Eukaryota; Metazoa; Mollusca; Bivalvia; Pectinida; Pectinidae
Product: E3 ubiquitin-protein ligase TRIM71-like
Exons: 3
Coding region: 377-2260 (627 amino acids)
Biological process (GO): positive regulation of DNA-templated transcription
Cellular component (GO): chromatin; nucleoplasm
Molecular function (GO): ubiquitin-protein transferase activity; zinc ion binding; protein binding
Source: RefSeq, a predicted model, not a curated record